Boleophthalmus pectinirostris (great blue-spotted mudskipper) is the source of this 3622-nucleotide messenger RNA. It is a transcript of the gene zfr, whose product is annotated as zinc finger RNA binding protein. The coding region runs from base 89 to 3223 and encodes 1044 amino acids. The record is from RefSeq and is a predicted model, not a curated record. Gene Ontology annotation, molecular function: double-stranded RNA binding; zinc ion binding; single-stranded RNA binding. The transcript is spliced from 20 exons. Gene Ontology annotation, cellular component: precatalytic spliceosome. NCBI's taxonomy places the organism in Eukaryota, Metazoa, Chordata, Actinopteri, Gobiiformes, Gobiidae.
UGGAGGCUGCGCAUGCGCACUCACAGGUUUCCGGGUAGUCAGUAAAGGCUGGUUUACGAACAGGGCGUCGGUGGAACACAAGGAGCCAAUGAUUCCAAUUUGUCCAGUUGUUUCUUUUACUUAUGUGCCCAGCCGGCUUGGGGAAGAGGCCAAAAUGGCUACCGGGAAUUAUUUUGGCUUUACCCCUGGCGCUGCCGCGCAGUACAGUCAGCAGCCCACCGCAGGAGUAGCUUAUACUCACCCCACCACAGUUGCCAGUUACACAGUGCACCAGGCUCCAGUGGCGGCCCACACAGUGGCCGCUGCCUAUGCUCCCACAGCCGCCACAGUGGCUGUAGCUCGCCCUGUGGCUGCUGCUACAGCUGCUGCUUAUGGAGGCUACCAGCCCACUCACACCGCCACAGACUACGCCUACACUCAGAGGCAAGCAGAAGUCCCUCCUCCUCCUCCGCCUGUCACCUCACAGAACUAUCAGGAUUCGUACUCGUAUGUUCGCUCCACUGCUCCUGCUGUAGCUUAUGACAGUAAACAGUACUACCAACAGGCCAGUGCAUCUGCAGGUGUAGCAGCUGCACAGUCACAGCCCACUGUGGCAGAGUCUUACUACCAAACAGCCCCAAAGUCGGUGUACAGUCAGUGUGCGAGCUCGUACACACAGACGCCGCAGAAUCGACAGGUCACAGUGAUAAAACCGGCCGCUCCAAGUCCCGUAGCCUCGUCCUUCAUUUACCCCGUCACCUCUACAGUACAGCCGGUCGCCGCUGCCGCCUCUGUGGUUCCUUCGUACUCCCAGAGCUCCACCUACAGCACCAGCGCUGUCACAUAUUCUGGAACGUCGUAUUCUGGUUACGAGGCUGCCGUGUACUCUGCAGCCUCCAAUUACUACCAGCAGCAACAGAAGCAGGCAGUGGCCGCUGUAGCAGCAACAUCGGCCUGGACUGGAAACACUUUCACCAAGAAACCUUCAUUUCCAAAUAAACAGCUCCGACCCAAACAGCCACCUAAACCGCCACAAAUCCACUACUGCGAUGUGUGCAAAAUCAGCUGUGCAGGCCCACAGACGUACAAAGAGCAUCUGGAGGGGCAGAAGCACAAGAAGAAAGAGGCAGCCCUGAAGGUUUCUCAGAGCAGCAGCAGUGGCAGCACUUCUGGAGGGUCUGUCCCACGAGGAGCACAGAACCAGCUCCGCUGUGAGCUUUGCGACGUGUCUUGUACUGGAGCAGACGCCUAUGCUGCUCACAUCCGAGGAGCCAAGCACCAGAAGGUUGUGAAACUUCACACUAAACUGGGGAAACCCAUUCCCUCGUCAGAGCCCAGCCUGUCGUCCAGCAGCUCUGCCACAGGCCUGAAGAGCAGCACCUCCACCUCUAGCACCUCGAGCUCUUUCUCUCUGUCCACCACCUCUUCCACCUCCUCCACCUCCUCUUAUCUGAAGCCCAUCAGCAUCGUCGGUAGCGUGGGCACUGGCAAAAGCCCGACCUCCAGCAUCUCUGUUACCUCUGCAAAGAAGGUCAUCACCCCCAAGAUCAACUUUGUGGGUGGAAAUAAGUUACAAACAACACUGAAACCAGAAGAGAUGAAAAGUGAAGUCUCAAAGUCACUGACACCCAUGGGUGCUCAGGACUCUAAAGGGGAGAGCAUGGACACUCUCUCCUCGUCAGCACUGGCUGCUCUGCAGAACGAGGUCCAGCCCGUGGGCUAUGACUAUGUUGAAGAGGUGCGGAAUGAUGAAGGCAAAGUCAUCCGUUUUCAUUGCAAACUGUGUGAAUGUAGUUUUAAUGAUCCCAACGCCAAAGAAAUGCACCUGAAAGGCCGGCGCCAUCGUUUACAGUACAAGAAAAAGGUAAACCCAGACCUGCAGGUGGAAGUGAAGCCAAGCAUCCGCGCCCGUAAGAUUCAGGAGGAAAAGAUGAGAAAACAGAUGCAGAAGGAAGAGUACUGGAGGCGGCGCGAGGAGGAGGAACGCUGGAGGAUGGAGAUGCGGCGUUAUGAGGAGGACAUGUACUGGAGGCGUAUGGAGGAGGAACAGCACCACUGGGACGAUCGGCGCCGCAUGCCCGACUCCGGCUUUCAGCAGUGCCCCCCUGGUCUGUUGGGGGUCAGGCCGGGCAUGCCUGGGAUGCAGCCUCAAGGACUGCUGCCUCAGCGUCGCCCAGACUCUUCAGAUGACCGCUAUGUUAUGGCAAAGCACAUUGUCAUCUAUCCAUCUGAAGAGGAGUUACAGUCCAUCCAGAAGAUUGUGUCCAUCACAGAACGUGCUCUGAAGCUCGUGUCAGACAUUAUCAGUGAACAGGACACAGCCAAAGAGGAGGACAAGGACAAGAAGGAGGCUCCGGCUAAAGACAGAACUCUAAAAGGAGUGAUGCGAGUCGGGGUCCUGGCCAAGGGCCUGCUUUUGGGAGGAGACAAAAAUGUGAACCUGGUUUUGCUGUGCUCCGAUAAACCCACCAAGACCCUCCUGAACCGGAUAGUGGAGCACCUCCCAACGCAGCUUGCAGUUGUAUCUCCAGACAAAUAUGAAGUGAAGGCGUGUGUGUCAGAGGCGGCCAUCGUCCUGAGCUCCUGCACCGAGCCCAAGAUGAACGUGCACAUCACGCUGACGUCUCCUCUGAUGCGUGAGGACGGAGCUGAAGGAGAUAUAACCUCGGGUAUGAUGAAUGACCCAGCGGACGUCUUGGACAGACAAAUUUGCCUUGACGCUCUGGCUGCUCUGCGCCACGCUAAGUGGUUCCAGGCUAGGGCCAAUGGUCUACAGUCCUGCGUCAUCAUCAUCCGCAUCCUGAGAGACCUGUGCCAGCGUGUGCCCACUUGGUCUGCUUUCCCUGGAUGGGCAAUGGAGCUGCUGGUGGAAAAAGCUAUCAGCAGCGCCUCGGCUCCACUUGGACCAGGAGACGCCCUCAGACGAGUUCUGGAAUGCAUUUCUUCUGGAAUUUUACUACCAGGAGGUCCAGGGUUGUUAGACCCUUGUGAGAAGAACCCUGUGGAUACUCUGGCUCCUCUGGGAGAACAGCAAAGAGAGGACAUCACGUCGAGCGCCCAGUUUGCUUUGCGCCUGCUGGCCUUCCGUCAGAUCCAUAAGGUCCUGGGGAUGGACCCUCUGCCACAGACCAACCCCCGCUUCAACGUGCACCCGAGCCGCAAGCGUCGCCACGACAACAGCGACGGCACGGACAGCUUUGAAGGAGAAGGCAAGAAGGACAAGAAGGACUACGAUAGCUUUUAGAAUGUGUAUCACCACCAGAAGGAUGUUGAUUUUAUGUAUUCUGUUUAAUUGUACUGUAAUCAAAAAAAAAUCUGCUCUGUUGUUGUAACUACAAGCAUUAGGCGGUCUAUUUGAAAUUUUAAUGGAGCUUAUGCGUCUGUGUUUCUGUUAAUUGUGAGCCCUGACUUGUCUCGUCUGAAGCUACCCUUGUUUCUUGACUUAAAUAUUUAUAUAAUCUUACUUACAGUAUUGGUUUGCAGUAAGCAUGGCAUUGUCUCUUGGCUUUUUCUGCAAAUGAAGGGAAUUUGAAUGAUAUUUUGACCAUAACAGGAUUGAAUGGAAGUUUAUUUUGGGUCAGGGGAUUUGCAAGAUCUUGAAAAUGUUGGUAUUUCCUUUAGCUGAAUAAAUGUACUAAACUAA